Molecule: messenger RNA, 1113 nt
Organism: Malassezia vespertilionis
Lineage: Eukaryota; Fungi; Basidiomycota; Malasseziomycetes; Malasseziales; Malasseziaceae
Gene: CEG1
Product: mRNA guanylyltransferase
Exons: 2
Coding region: 1-1113 (370 amino acids)
Biological process (GO): 7-methylguanosine mRNA capping
Molecular function (GO): mRNA guanylyltransferase activity; ATP binding
Source: RefSeq, a predicted model, not a curated record
AUGUUGUUGCAAGAGGACUUUUGGGUGUGCGAAAAGUCAGAUGGCCAGCGUGUGCUUGUUCUUAUUGUAGUGCCGCCCAUGACCAACAAGCAAGAAGUCUAUUUAAUCGAUCGCAAGAACAACUACUAUCAGAUAUGGGAUAUUUUUUUCCCGCACCACAAUCCGCAGUCUCCGGAGGCUGCGGCCACUGCUGGACAGCGCACACACACACUCCUAGAUGGAGAACUCGUUCUAGAUGCACUCGGUCCCAACCAGACAAAGCUGCGGCUACUCCUCUUUGACUGCAUCGUCAUUGAUGGCGAGAAUAUAUCGCGGCGAUCACUUGGGCGUCGCUAUGCGCGCUUACGCAGCCACAUUUUCCCCGCAUACAACCAGCAUCUGAAGAGAAACAAGCUUGCGCGCGUGAAGGAGCCCUUUGAGGUUAUGAUUAAGCCAAUGGAUCUCGCAUAUGGCAUCGAGACAGUAUUGCGUACGCGGGUGCCUUCUUUGCAGCACAAGAACGACGGCUUAAUAUUCACGAGUCUAAACAGUAGCUACGUAUGCGGCACAGACCCACGGAUUUUGAAAUGGAAGCCGCCGCAUGAGAACACGAUUGACUUUAAACUCCAGCUGCGUUUCCCCCCCAAAGCAGACAAACCACACGAGCCUGAUUUUCACGCCAAGCCGUAUUUUAUUCUUUUGCAGCAUCUGGGCAGCAUACAGCACGAAUUUUUCGACUACUUGGAGAUGAGCGACGACGAAUGGGAAAAAUGGAAGCAGAGCGGCGAGCAACUCGACGACCGGAUUGUGGAAUGUGCUUGGCACCCCCCUGCGGGCGACAAUACAAGCGCAAGUACAUGGCAUAUUAGUCGGAUACGCGACGACAAGCAAAAUGCAAACCACAAAAAAAUCGUCAAAUGCAUUAUUCAGAGCAUCCUGGACGGUGUAAUGGAGGAGGAGCUGCUUGCGCUUGUGCCUGCCAUUCGGGCAGCAUGGAAAGCGCCACAGCGUGUAAAGACACGCGAAGGGGUCGCGCAAACAAAGCAAGCUUUAACUUUGCGCAGAUACAAAGGCGCUGGUUGUCCUCCCUUGCCCAUGGUUCGUGGUGGAAUGCCAGGCAUUGUACGCCGGUAA